Molecule: messenger RNA, 3412 nt
Organism: Frankliniella occidentalis (western flower thrips)
Lineage: Eukaryota; Metazoa; Arthropoda; Insecta; Thysanoptera; Thripidae
Product: phenoloxidase 1-like
Exons: 10
Coding region: 537-3368 (943 amino acids)
Biological process (GO): proteolysis
Molecular function (GO): serine-type endopeptidase activity
Source: RefSeq, a predicted model, not a curated record
CAGUCCGGCGCGCACAGGUGGAGAGGAGGCAGGAGGCCCGCUCCCGCCGCCGAGAGAAGAGAGGAGAAGAGACUCGCGAGUGACGCCGCGACGCCGCGACCGGCCGGUUGUGUUGGAGACGGACUGUCGUUCUGAGACGAUCCUCGACGGCUCCGGCCAAACUACCGUCGAGGCUGGCCUCGGGGAGGGACGAGUACACCGUCAGCGACUCGAGCCGCAGGGUGCUUCAGAGCGGGUCGCGCGGACUCCCGCGCCCGCGUCGUGUCGUCCACGUCGUGAGCGACGACAGAGACAGCGCGCAGGGCGCGGCCGCGGGGCGGCGGCGUGCGAGGUCUGCGAUGCACUUCAUCAGGGAGAAGUGAAGUGAUUCAUCGCAGCUCGAGCUCGACCAAGGUGCGGCCGGGUGCGGCGAGGAGGCGCCUGCUCCUCCCGCGCGGGACCAUAGAGGUGUGCCCGCCCGCCGCGGGGAAGUGUUCACGAGGAGCUGACGCAGGAGCUCAUCGCCGCGCUCCACGGCGCUCAGCAGCAGCAGCAGCAUGGCGUGCCGCGGGGGCCCUCCUCCCUGGCGCGCGCUGAACUCCGCCGUGCUCGUCGUGCUGCUGGCCUCCGCGUGUAGCGCAGGCAUGUGCCCGCCGCCGACCUUCAAGACGCUGGACGUGCAGUGCCGCUGGGUGCUGGGCCGGCCCGUGCCCUGCGACGCGCCCGUCUCGCCCGGCACCACGGCGCUCUUCAGCUGCAAGCCCCAGUACCGCCUGCCGCAGUCGGUGCGCGACAGGCGGCCCGGCGCCGCCGCUGCCGCCCAGCACCCGGAGCAGGGCGACUACGGCCUCGAGUCCGCCGUGUGCCAGGAGGACGGCUCCUGGGCGCCGCUGCCCUUCACUUGCGUGCCAGAGUGUGGGCGGGUCGUCGGCAACGGUGAGACCCUGGUGGUGGACGGCAAGCCCGUCAACUCGCCGCUGGAGUUCCCGUGGCACGUCGCCAUCUACGACCGCAAGCACAAGAAGGGCAUCAUGCAGGUCUGCGGCGGCACGCUCGUCACGCCCAAGUUUUUCGUCUCGGCCGCGCACUGCUUCGUGGGCGCGCAACUCCUCGCGUCCACCGAGGUGCAGAUGCGGCCGCCCGCCGAGUUCGCCGCGGCCGUCGGCAAGAUCAACCGGGAGUGGGCCGCCGCCGAGGAGACCGCGCAGAAACGUGACGUGAAGCAGAUCUACAUCAACGGGUACGGCGGGCGGCGGCUGAACCACGUCCGGGACUUCGCGCUGGUGGAGAUGAACCUCGCCGUGGACCUCCACGCCUACACCAUGCCGGCGUGCGUGGACUGGGGGCUGCAGGAGCGGCCCGUCCGCGAGGGUGACGUGGGCUCCGUGGUGGGCUGGGGUGGGCUCUUCAAGCGGCCCGUCAGCGACACGCUGCAGAUAGGCUCGCUGCCGUUCGUCGCCAAGGAGCGCUGCCUGCAGCUGGUGCCCGCCCAGAUGGUGCAGUACAUCCUGCUCAACGACGACCGCUUCUGUGCCGGCGUCAUGAACGGGACCACGGUGGCGCACGGCGACAGCGGCGGCGGCCUCACCUUCCCAAACCGCGACCGGAAGCACUUCCUGCAGGGCGUCGUGUCGGUCGGCAUGCCGGACGCGCGCACGCUCAGCGCCUUCACCAACGUCACGCCCUUCGUGCGCUGGAUGGCGGACAAGAUCCAGGACGAGGAGAUCCGCGCCGCGGCCGCCAUCCGCCUGCUGCCGCUCGAGAUUCCCAAGGAGUACACGGCCAGCGACCUGGAGGAGGAGCAGCGCGUCGCCUACUUCCGCGAGGACGUCGGCCUCAACCUACACCACCUGCACUGGCACAGCUACUACACGUACCUGGGGCCGCGCGACCAGGUGGAGAAGGACCGGCGCGGCGAGCUGCUGUACUACAUGCACGCCCAGCUCCUGGCGCGCUACAACGGCGAGCGGCUCAGCAACAGCCUGCCCAAGGUCAAGCACCUCAACCUGCGAGAGCCCAUCAAGGAGGCGUACUACCCCAAGCUGGACAACCUCGUGUCCUCCCGCGUCUGGCCCAGCCGCCCGCCCAACGUGCGCCUGCAGGACAUCAACAGGGACGGCUUCAAGAUAGACGUGGAGGACCUGGAGCGGUGGACGGCGCGUAUUUACGACGCCAUCGCCGUGGGAUACGUGGUAAACACGACGGGGGGCAGACUGCCGCUGACGGAGGAGGGCGGCGCCAACCUUCUGGGCAACAUCAUCGAGUCGAGCGCCGUCACGCCCAACCGCCAGCUUUACGGCGAGCUCAUGAACCAGGGCCACAUCCUCAUCUCGCUGGCGCACGACCCGGAGAACCGCUUCCUCGAGUCGUACGGCGUGAUGGGCGACGGCGCCGUCGCGCUCCGCGACCCCGUCUUCUACCGCUGGCACGCGCACGUCUGGGACGUGAUGCGCGCCUACAAGGACACCCUGCCGGGCUACACGGCCGCGCAGCUCUCCUUCCCCGGGGUGCGCGUGCUCGGCGCGGAGGUGCGCUCCGAGGACCACGCCAAGCCCAACGAGCUGCUCACGCACUGGCAGGCCAGCGACCUGGAGCUGUCCCGCGGCCUCGACUUCUCCCCGCGCCGGCCCAUCUUCGCCCGCCUCACGCACCUCCAGCACCGGCCCUUCGCCUACCACAUCCGCGUCGAGAGCGCGGCCGACGUCCCCCGCGACGCGUACGUGCGCAUCUUCAUGGCGCCCAAGCUGGACGAGCGCGGCCGGGCCAUGCACUUCCGAGACCAGCGGCACCUCAUGAUCGAGAUGGACAAGUUCCACACGAUACUCAAGCCCGGGCUCAACACGCUGAAGCGACUGUCCUCCGAGUCGUCGGUGACCAUCCCCUUCGAGCGCACCUUCCGCAACCUGGACGCGAACCGGCCGGGGGGCGGGCGGGCGCUCACGGAGUUCACCUUCUGCGGCUGCGGACUCCCGCAGCACAUGCUGGUGCCGCGGGGAACGGAGGACGGCCUGCCGCACCAACUGUUCGUCAUGGUGACGGACUUCGCCCGCGACCGCGUGGACCAGGUCCUGGAGGGCUCGUGCCUAGACGCACCCAGCCUGUGCGGCGUGUUUGCCGGCCGCUACCCGGACCGCCGGCCCAUGGGCUUCCCCUUCGACCGGCGCCCGGCCGGGGACCGCGUCGACACGCUCCGCUCCUUCCUCACGCCCAACAUGUUCGUGCAGCGGGUGAUGGUGCGCUUCCGGGACGCCGUCGAGGCCACGGUGCGCAACACGACGCGCUUCGGCACCACCAAGGGUACCGUCAAGGUGACGCACGGCGACCCGGUGCCGGCCUUCGGCACGGUGCACCGCGACCACCUGGGCGUGCCUACGGUCGGAUACGCGUGAACAAGGCGCGCGCUUUUCCAAUAAAGAGACUAAGUUAUUUCAAA